AUCAGCUGAUGCGCUACCGAGCAGACGCAGGCGGUGGUGCAGAUCACGAACAGAGCACACGGACAGUUCAAGAGACCAAAGGAUGGGACGUGUUCCGGGACCCUCCUAUCAAGGAGGUCUCCGGCUCUAUGGCCAAUCAGCGAUGCUUGGAGAUCACCGUGAAGAUCCUCAAGGUUGUAGCGUACCUGGUCACAUUCGUCAUAGUGCUGGGCUCGGGGGUCAUAUCGAAGGGAACGUUGCUGUUUAUGACCUCACAGCUCAGGCCGGAUAGAGUCGUAGCUUAUUGUAAUAGAGAAUUAGGUAGAGAUAAACAAUUUAUAGUGAAGCUUCCAACGCCAGAACGCGUGGCGUGGAUGUGGUGUAUAUUUUUCGCGUUCAGCAUACCAUGGCUUGGAGCUUUGUUCCGGUCGACCAGGAUGUGCUAUUUCAAGUCAUCGAAGAGACCGCCGUUUUCACAUUUCCUCACUAUCUUCCUUGCGGAAACGGGUCACACGAUCGGAUUGGCUAUUUUCGUAUUUCACAUCCUGCCUGAUAUGGACGUCGUCAAAGGAGCCAUGCUGACUAACUGCCUAUGCUUUGUACCUGCUGUCUUAGGUUUAUUAUCGAGGAACAAUAAGGAAUCGCAGCGGUUCAUCAAAGUGAUCAUCGAUCUCAUUGCGGUCUCUGCGCAGGCGACGGGAUUCGUGGUAUGGCCCAUCGUCGAAGGACGGGCCGAUCUGUGGAUCAUUCCCGUUUCGAUAUUCUUAAUAUCAUUAGGUUGGUGGGAGAACUACAUAUCGAAAUACUCUCCAAUUCCUCUGAUAAAGAGGUUAGGAAAAAUCAAAGAUCACUUCGACCAAACGAGAUAUUUCACCUACAUGUUCAUCUCGACGUGGAAGAUAAUCUGCUUCUUCGUCACCAUUCUCUUCAUCAUCCUCGCUAGAGAGGGUGAAGUUGGGUUUUUCUUCACCGAGUUCUCCGUCGGUUUCAACACUCAUCCCAUCACUAUUUUAGAGAUAAAACCGUUCCUUGGAGGUACAACGCUUCCAGACGUAGCCGAAAUCAUCCCAACCGGAGACGACACGGUCAUCAACUCCAGCGACAACUCCCCCAUCUUCGUCCUCACCAUCAACGUUCUAGCUUCAUACUUCGCUUACAUCUUCGGAAAGUUCGCGUGCAAAAUCAUGAUCCAAGGUUUCUCGUACGCUUUUCCAGUCAACCUAACCAUUCCAGUCACCAUAUCCUUGCUAAUCACCGCUUGCGGUCUCAGGAACGGCGACCCUUGCUUCUUCCAUGAGACUGUACCUGAUUAUUUGUUCUUCGAAUCGCCGCCAACUUCGUUUUUGAACGAUUUUAUUUCACAUCAACAUGCCUGGAUUUGGUUGCUAUGGUUACUGUCCCAGACGUGGAUCACCAUUCACAUAUGGACACCGAAAUGCGAGAGAUUGGCCAGGACUGAAAAGUUGCAGGUUACGCCCAUGUAUGAAGGGCUGCUGAUAGACCAAAGCUUAGGGCUGAAUAGAAAAAGAGACGACGAGGCUGAUGUAAAACCAGAAGACCUGGACGAAAUCCAAAAAGAAAAAGCUGACGAAUAUUACGAAACAAUCUCAAAUCACACGGAUGGCUCCUCUCCGAAAACAGUGAAGAAUUCGGACCACAUCACCAGGAUUUACGCUUGCGCCACCAUGUGGCACGAAAACCGAGAAGAAAUGAUAGAAUUCUUGAAGUCGAUUCUGAGGUUGGAUGAGGACCAGAGUGCCAGAAGGGUAGCGCAGAAGUAUCUGAGGGUUGUGGAUCCUGAUUACUAUGAGUUUGAAACCCACAUCUUUUUCGACGACGCCUUCGAAAUCUCCGACCACAACGAUGACGACACCCAAGUGAACAGAUUCGUGAAGCUGCUGAUCGCCACCAUCGACGAAGCGGCAUCUGACGUCCAUCAGACUCAUAUCAGGAUCAAACCACCCAAGAAAAUUCCUACCCCAUACGGCGGAAGACUGAUCUGGACCCUUCCCGGGAAGACGAAGAUGAUCGCCCAUCUUAAGGAUAAGAUGAAGAUCAGGCACAGGAAACGAUGGUCGCAAGUGAUGUACAUGUACUACCUCCUUGGGCACAGGCUGAUGGAGUUGCCCAUUUCGGUUGACAGGAAGGCUACCAUCGCUGAGAACACCUACUUGCUUACUCUGGAUGGAGAUAUCGAUUUCCAGCCUUCUGCUGUGCUGCUGCUCAUUGAUUUGAUGAAGAAAAAUAGGAAUUUAGGAGCUGCAUGUGGCCGUAUUCACCCAGUUGGUUCGGGCCCAAUGGUCUGGUACCAGCUGUUCGAAUACGCUAUUGGCCAUUGGUUGCAAAAAGCUACUGAACACGUUAUUGGCUGUGUACUCUGUAGUCCCGGAUGUUUUUCACUGUUUAGAGGCAAAUCUCUUAUGGACGACAAUGUUAUGAAGAAAUAUACUACAUGCUCUUCAGAAGCAAGGCAUUACGUGCAAUAUGAUCAGGGAGAAGAUCGUUGGUUGUGUACAUUGUUGCUUCAAAGAGGAUACAGGGUAGAAUAUUCUGCUGCAUCUGAUGCUUACACGCACGCACCUGAGGGUUUCAACGAGUUCUUCAAUCAACGUCGACGUUGGGUACCAUCGACCAUCGCCAACAUAAUGGACCUUCUGAUGGACUCAAAGCGGACCAUCGAAGUGAACGAUAAUAUCUCGAUGCCUUACAUCGGCUACCAAAUCCUUUUGAUGGGCGGUACGAUCCUUGGACCUGGUACUAUAUUCCUUAUGUUGGUGGGAGCGUUCGUGGCAGCCUUCCAGAUUGAUAAUUGGACCAGCUUUUACUACAACAUCUAUCCCAUCCUGUUCUUCAUGUUGGUGUGCUUCACGUGCAAAUCGAAUAUACAACUGCUAGCCGCCCAAAUCCUCUCCACCGGUUAUGCCCUGGUGAUGAUGGCAGUGAUAGUCGGUACUGCUUUGCAGUUACGGGAAGACGGAGUAGGUUCACCAUCGGCGAUUUUCCUGAUAGCCAUGACAGGCUCCUUCUUUAUAGCAGCCUGUCUCCAUCCGCAAGAAUUCUGGUGCAUCGUCCCCGGUAUUAUCUAUCUACUAUCCAUUCCUGCUAUGUACCUACUGCUGAUUUUGUACUCCAUCAUCAACUUGAACAACGUAUCGUGGGGAACUAGAGAAGUGGCAACUAAGAAAACAAAGAAGGAGUUAGAGGAGGAGCGUAAAGCUGCAGAGCAGGCAAAGAAGACCGUGAAACAAAAGAGUCUUUUGGGAUUCCUGCAGAGUGGAGGCACCAAUGAAGACGAUGAGGGCAGCAUAGAAGUAUCACUUGCUGGACUGUUCAGGUGUAUGUUUUGUACACACCAGAAAUCUGGAGAUGAGAAGGCACAACUUAUGCACAUCGCCGACUCGUUGGAUAGCUUGUCUAAGAGGCUAGAUCAUAUCGAAAGAGUCAUUGAUCCGAGUGGACACCACUCGCGCAGGCGUUCGAUGUCAGCUUCCUCACGUCACGGUGGAGGUCAUCCCGACCUCAAACCUCUCACCGAGGAACACGAAAACGACGCUUCGGUUUCCGAGUCUGACGAUGACACCACAGCGUCACUCGCUGGACCGCCAAGACCCAAAAGGGAUGAACUGGUCAACCCCUAUUGGAUCGAAGACCCUGACGUAGGCAAGGGUGAGGUCGAAUACCUGAACAGUAAUGAGUUGUCGUUCUGGAAGGAUCUCCUCGAGAAGUAUCUGUAUCCGUUGGACGAGAACAAGGAAGAAAAGGCACGUAUAGCAUCCGACCUGAAGGAACUGAGGGACCAAUCCGUGUUCGCGUUCUUCAUGAUGAACGCCCUUUUCGUACUGAUCGUCUUCCUGCUGACCCUAAAGAAGGACUACUUGCACGUGAAAUGGCCAUUCGGCGUGAAGACGAACAUCACCUAUGACGAGAGUACCCAGGAGGUACAUAUAACGAAAGAGUACCUCCAGCUGGAACCAAUAGGAUUGGUGUUUGUGUUUUUCUUCGCAUUGAUUUUGGUGAUUCAAUUCGUCGCUAUGUUGUUCCAUCGAUUUGGAACAUUAGCCCAUAUCUUAGCGUCGACUGAACUAAACUGGUCCUGUACAAAGAAGAAGGAAGAGAUGUCUCCAAAUGCUCUAUUAGAUAAACAGGCUGUUGAAAUCGUGAAGCAACUACAGAAGCUACAGGGUAUCGAUGGAGAUUACGACAACGACUCAGGAUCUGGGCCAGACAGGAUAGGAAGAAGAAAAACCAUUCAUAACCUAGAAAAAGCAGCGCAGAAGAAAAGACAAAUUGGAACGUUAGAUGUUGCGUUCAAGAAGAGAUUUGCAAAAUUGAACGCCAAUCCUGACGGAGGUACACCAGUAUUGAGCCGCAGGAUGACGAUGCGGCCUGAAACAAUGAAAGCUUUGGAAGUGCGUGUCAAUUCUGUGAUGGCCGAACGUCGCAAAUCACAUAUGCAGACCUUAGGAGCGAAAAACGAAUUCCAAAAUAACAAUGUGACAAGGAACCAUAGAAGUAGCGUAGCUAGCAGUAUUCCAGCUAAGGAGGUAUUUGAAAAUGGGCACGUCAACAAGGCAUUCGUUGAGGAAGAAAUAUACGGUAGCAACAGUGGUAGUAGAAGUUCUCUACCAAGACCACCAAGACCUGCACACAGCAUCGCUUGGGGUAACACCAGCAGAAUGUAGCAACUUAAUGGAUCAAUGUCAGAUGCUAUAACUGCCGCUCUCAUAUGUAUGGACCGACGUCAAAAAAGUUACCUUUCUGAGAGCUAAUCCAUUAAAUUUCAUAUGUAGCUACCCCCCAGACGUACAAAGUGGCCUAAAAUGGCUGGACAAUAUAUUAUAACAAAUUAAAGCGAAAACUGGCAUUUACAAGUAUCACGUCAUAUCUUCUUAUACGUAAAAAGAAGAAGAGAGUUCCAGUCUCAUUGUCAAACAAGUUUUUCCAAUUCUACGACUUAUUACACUGAGGUGCUAAACACCUUAAGUAUAUUUUAUGUAAUUCUCGACAUUAAUGUCAUAGCCAAUUAGACGAAGGUUUCAUAUGGAAAUGAAAAUUGGUCUACAAACAGGCAACUGUUUGAAUUUUUGAAAACAGGGAUGCUGAGUAAAUCCAGCACGUUAUCCACAAAUUUUAGGACACCUUGUGUAAGUGCGAAGUGUGCUAGUCAAGGGAUCCAUAUUUAUGAAUGCUCUCACUUGUGAAUAGACUAGUCAAAUAAUGUCUUAAACCUGCGGUACGCUCUCAAAUUCAGAUUAUUCAUGGAGACUAAUUAAAGGGUUAUCUAGAAAUAUAUAUAGUAAAUAAUAACUUUUUUGAUAUAGCCGCCGCUAGGAUAAUAAUUUGUAACAUAGUGGAAUGAAAAGCUCUGACCCUAACGAAGAUUCAAGUUACCGCAUAUAUCAAAACAAACUGAGACGCUACAUUAUUAUAGAGGGUGAUCCAUCUGUUGAUUAAUUUUCAAAUCGAUGGUUAAAAUGAAACGCAGACUUCUUUUUCAAAACGGGUUUUUUAUUUUAGAGUACUGUCCUUCCGGCUAAUGAUGAAACACAAUCUCAUUCAUACGCGACCCAAUUUUUCAGUACAUUUCCAAAGUCCGGCAUUAUCUCACAAUGGCUGCAUGAAUAUUGGUCUUCAAUCGAUGGAUCACCCUUUAUUAUUAUGCUCAGUGAAAAUUCGGAUUCACGUAUUUUUAAAGUUUGUGAAACAACCAAGUGAUUCUCUACCAGUUUUACUCACAAAAUUGUGUUGGUAUAUGUAAUAUUUAAUUACCCGACAACGACAUUAUGAUUUUUAUGAUUAAAAAAUCGAUUUUCUUCUCUUUCAUUUCGUUGACCUCCCGUAUAUUUUUUGAGUA
Messenger RNA from Acanthoscelides obtectus, 5833 nucleotides. Lineage: Eukaryota; Metazoa; Arthropoda; Insecta; Coleoptera; Chrysomelidae. The record is from the annotation of a GenBank genome assembly.